GGCGACCCGUCCUGGAUUAAAGGCGUAACCUGCUACAACUGCAAUCGGAAGGGACACAUUGCUCGAAAUUGUCUCCACAGAAGCAGCCAGAAGCCUUGUGAGGAGUACAGCAAAGCAGACUGAUGGGCGGACUCCGGGAACGGGCCCCACACAGAGAACAGGGGAGGUAACACACACACACCUGAUGAUACACAUACACAUAGACAGGAGCAUUCACAUAACGUUAAACACAUUAGUAGCAGCACCUGCAUGCAACAGCAAGAUUACACAGAAACGCCCGAUAUACCAGUCCAAAUAAAUACACCUGAAGUUGCAUUAAGUUUGUUAAAAUACACAACUACUCCCUUUUCUAAACUCCCUUGUAUGCCCCUCACUGUGUGUGGGCAUGUGUUAACCUUUUUAGUAGAUUCUGGAGCAGCACACUCAGUGAUACAACAUGGGGUACUUCCAGUAGACCCACCGCUCAGCUCAAAUUCUAUUCAGACAGUGGGCAUCUCAGGACGACCUGUAACCGAAACUUUCUCAGUCAACCUCCCGUGUGAAAGCGAGGGAGGAAUAGUUACGUCCCACUCAUUUCUCAUCUCACAUACAUGUCCAGUAAAUUUGUUAGCACGUGAUUUAAUGUGCAAAUUAGGAGUAAAUCUCAUGUCCACUCCAGAUGGGCUAACCAUUGAAGUAAGUGAAAUGUGCGGUGUGCAGUAUGGAUUUGGAAGCCCCCUGUAUGUGUAUGUCUGGCGGCUCUGCUCAGAUCAGCUCACACAAACUCCAAAACACCUUGUACAGCUCGCACGCUUGAACACCUCAUCAGUUGACACAGAUUAUAUGAAAGAGGAAGAUUUGCAUUGUACAGCACAUGUUCACCAAGGGCAAGAUGUAGAGUUUGAAAAGACUUGGUUUGCAGACCCCCACACGUGUGAAAGAUUGACCCUCAAAACUACAUAUUGGUCUAAACAUUAUUGUGCUGUGCAGGUCCAUUUUACUCGUUGUCCAAACAGCUGCAUCAAUGCUAAUCGCAGUGUUCUCAAACAUGUUAUGCACGGCCUCAGAACAGAGGACUCUGAGGUUGACUGCUGCCAACAUGAUUUCUUUGACAUCAUUGAUUCUAUACCCCAUGUCUCAUUAGCAAAACCGCGAGCCGCCCAUUGGAAAGACGUGGGGAAGUGGGUCAAGAAGUGUGCAGCCAAUGACAAUGAAUGGUCCCGAACAGAGGACCCUAGUGUGUUGUUUUGUCAAAGGCUUGGGGUCUACAAGCAAAGUCAGGCUGUGUGUGUGCAUGUUAAGCGCAGCGUAAUACUAGCCACUGAUGACCAGGGUCCUGGAGACCCCAGCCGUAGUGGCCUGUUUGUCUCUGUUUCCACAGGCAUAACGCCAGCAGAGGUGCACCCCAAAUUGGCGGGAGUUCCAAAUUCCGUUUGGGCAAAGGGUAAACAUGAUGUGGGCCUAAUAAAGAAUGCUGAACCAGUGGUGAUCACCCCCAAAUCGGAUUUCAGGCCUAGGCAGACCCAGUAUCCACUCAAACCAGAAGCAAUUGCAGUUAAGAAGGCAAGAAAAUCGUCUCAGCCCGAUGAGUGGAGGUUUGUCCAAGAUCUGCAAGCAGUCAAUGCUGCGGUUGUUCCGCGCACACCUGACGUCCCUAACCCAUACACCAUUUUGGGCCAGGUGCCCGCUGACAGUAAGUGGUUUUCAGUGGUGGAUCUAGCAAAUGCGUUCUUUUCUAUUCCUAUACAUAAAGACAGCCAGUAUUGGUUUGCCUUUAUGUAUGAUGGUCGUCCAUACACUUUCACUCGUUUGUGCCAGGGUUACUGUGAGUCCCCAACCAUAUACAACCAGUGCCUUAGAGACAGCCUCGCUUCGUUAACUUUGUCACCGAGAUCAGCUUUGCUGCAGUAUGUUGACGAUUUAAUGAUUUGUGCCCCAACUAAAGCUCAAUGUGAGGAUGACACCAUAACGCUACUGCGACACCUCGCUAAGGAAGGUCAUAAGGCUAGCCUCACAAAAUUACAGUUUGCAAAACAGAAGGUGCAUUUCUUGGGGCAUGAUAUCACAGGGGAGGGAAAAACGCUGUCUGCGGACAGAGUCUCAGCUAUUCAGAAAAUUCCCAAGCCGAUCACUGUGAAACAAGUUUUGUCAUUUUUGGGUAUGUGUUCCUAUUGCAGAGCAUUCAUUCCGAAUUAUUCCAUCCUGGAAAGUCCAGUGAGAGAGCUCGUGCACGGUUCGUCCCUCACUGCUUCAUCACCUGUCGUAUGGACACCAGAAGCUGAAGAAGCAUUCCUGGCCCUAAAAGGCGCCCUGCAGACCACACCCACACUGGGACUGCCUGAUCCCAAUAAACCAUUUGUUCAAACUGUAGAUGAAAAGAAGGGUUUUAUGACCUCUGUUCUUUUGCAGAAACACGGGGAUAGAUUGAGACCUGUAGCUUACUUCUCCAGCAGGCUGGAUCCAGUGGCGGCUGGACUUCCUGUUUGCCUGCGUGCAGUUGCUGCAGCUGAAAAGGCGGUAACUGCCUCCAGAAAUAUUGUGGGGUAUUCUAACCUCACCCUUUUGGUCCCACAUGCUGUCUCCCUGCUUCUGUUGGAGAAAAAGACGUCACAUUUGUCAGCACAGAGAUGGUUGAAGUAUAACACAGUCAUACUUGAUAUGCCUAACAUCACUGUGAAACGUUGUACUGUUCUGAAUCCUGCCUCUCUUCUCCCUACAGAGGACGAUGGAGAGCCACAUGACUGUGUUGCUCUCACUAACGAUUUUUGUUCCCCCAGGGCAGACUUAAAGAGCGACCCUUUGGAAAAUCCAGACAUGAUCCUCUAUGUGGAUGGUUCAGCCUCCAGAGACCCAGAGACGGGAAAGAACAAAGUAGGUUUUGCCGUAGUCUCAGAUCACGAGGUCCUCAAGGCGUCACGUCUGCCCUCGAACCUGUCGGCGCAGGCUGCAGAGCUCUGUGCCCUCAUUGAGGCAUGCAAAUUGGCGGCAGGGCAAUCUGUCAAUAUUUUUACGGACAGUAGGUAUGCAUUUGGCGUUGUGCACGAUUUUGGCACCAUUUGGAAACAUAGAAAUUUUCUCACUAGCACAGGAUCUCCCAUUGCACAUCAUAAAUUGGUCUCUGAGUUGUUGGAUGCUGUUCUACUCCCUAGAGCUAUUGCUGUGUGUAAGUGUGCUGCCCAUACUAACAAUACUGAUCUUGUGUCUCAAGGGAAUGCCAGGGCGGACGCGGCAGCUAAGUGUGCAGCCUCGGCUUCCAGUUCACCCUCUAACCUUGCCUUUCCUCAGGUUUCUACCCCUUGUUUACAGCUAGCGGACCUUCAGAGCACUGCCACCCAGGACGAGAGACGAGUCUGGAAACAGGCAGGCUGUAUCCUUGCAAACUCGGUCUGGGUUUGUCCCUCGGGCCGUCCCUGUCUACCAAAAUACAUGUUCCCUUUCUUUGCAAAAUUGGCACAUGGGCUCACCCAUGUGUCAAAAGGGGGGAUGGUAGCAGAAGUAACAAAGAGAUGGUUCACAAAGGGGUUUUCAAAUUAUGCUGCAAAAUUUUGCAAGCAAUGCUUGAUAUGUGCACAACAUAAUGCAGGUCAAGGUAUCAGACUAACUCAAGCAGCACACCCAAUACCAGACAAACCAUUUGAUCACCUCCAAAUGGACUUUAUUGAACUGACACCUAGUGAAGGGAAAAGGUACUGCCUGGUAAUAGUUGACAUGUUUUCAAAAUGGGUAGAAGUAUUCCCCACAGCUAAACAAGACUCAGAGGCAGUAGUCAAAGCACUCCUGAGAGAUGUAAUUCCUAGGUGGGGUAUACCUAGCAAAAUCUCAAGUGACAAUGGAACACCCUUUGUUAAUGCAGCCCUAAAGAAAAUAGGAGCAUUCCUAGGGAUAGACCUGAAACAACAUUGUGCCUAUCAUCCUGCCAGUGCGGGAGCAGUAGAGAGGGAAAAUGGGUCACUUAAAAAUAAACUAAGCAAAGCUUGUGCAGAAACAGGGCUAGGAUGGACAAAGGUCCUCCCUGUAGCACUCACACAAAUGAGGAUGCAAACUAGGCCUAAACAUGGGUUAAGCCCAUUCGAAAUUCUGUUUGGACGAGUACCCAACACGGGGAUAGGGCUAGCUCAAGGAACACUGCCGGACACCACACUGUGUGAUGAUGCAAUGUUGAAUUACUGUGCAACGUUGUCCUCUGCUUUGAAAUCUAUCCACAAACAGGUAAAAGAAGCACUUCCCAAACCUGCUGAGGGACCUCUGCACGAUCUACAACCAGGGGAUUGGAUCGUGGUGAAGGAUUUCCGACGAACCAAGUGGAACAAGCCACGGUGGAACAGCCCAUUCCAGGUCCUGCUCACGACCCCAACGGCAGUGAAAGUCACAGGCAGAGUGACGUGGAUCCACGCUAGCCACUGCAGGAGGGUUCCUGAACCGGCUAAGCAGGAGGGAAAAGAAGGCCUAAGUGACCCAGAUGCUGACUAAAGCUUGAGGAGAAAGAAGUGUUAAUUAAGUACAUCUGAGGACAGAACCCCAACCAUAAGGUGGGACAAGUGGUAACCCGAGACUCAGGAGGAGAGGUAAGCGAUUAUCAUUCAGAAGGUGCCCUACAUGACCGCUUUCCUGCUUUGAUCUAAACCACGUGGCGAGCAAGUUCCACGGGACUGAGCGUGACAGCACAGUUACGCUGUUGCACCCUCAAUAGAGAAGAGUAUUUAGUAUCUAGUCAGUAAAACUCGUUUCAGAAGUCCCGAGUUUCUCCAAGCUCCGGUGAGGUGGGACGAGGGCUGAUAGGGCAUGCUCGCCCUCUGAGCACCAAUACACGUCAAGAAGGGCAAGGGUUAACUCGGAGACCUAGUUAACACAAAAUGAAGGGGGUAAAUCAUUAUAAACUAGGUCCAGUCGUGGGCCUGAGUAUCUUGAUCCUAAUGGGGCUCAUGGGAGGAUUCGUGUGGUGGUCGAUACAGGGAACCCAGACUGACACAGAAUCAAGACGAGGGAGACAUCCAACUCAUAAUUUGUAUUGGCAGUAUGCUAAUUUUACAGCUAAACAAGCUAACAGGUCAAAUUGUCUAGUUUGCUCAACUCUGCCACACACCGUUACACAACCAUUCGUGUUCGAGAUCGCCAACACAACGGAUGAAGACACUGCGCAAGCAUGGCGAGCUGUGAUGGAAGCUGUCUGCAAUGAUGUAGAAGACUGUAGUGUCAUGUAUCAAGGUGGGGGAGACGACCCAAGGGUAGAAAUUAGUGUAAAUGAAUUAGGAAAGGGGAUAAAUUAUACCUUAUGCGCAGGGCGAAAGGGUGAUCCAAACUCAAACCUCGUAGGGAAGGUCAAGGAAACUAGGUGUUCAACCAUUUGCACUGUGCAGGGUUCAGUCCCAAAUCCAAAUGUGACUUGCACAGGAUGAAGUGGCACUCUGUACAAGCAAGGCAGAAAAGCGAUAACAGGAAGUGACUUAGGACCAGGAGGGAAUCUAACUCAGUUAGCGGGUCCAACCUUCUAUUACCCAGGCUGGCAGUGGAAGUGUGGUCACUAUGUGUAUAACUUUCUUCCGGUAGAUUGGAAAGGCACGUGUGCUCUGAUCCAAUUAGAUGCCCACCUAAUAAUAGCAACCCCUGAGACGAGUGGCAGACGACGCAGAAGUGUCGGCGAUGAUUUUCCUCCUCCGGAACAUCAGCUGCAACCCAAGGUGAAGAAAUUCUUUCAGGCACUGUUUCCACAGUACGGGAUAACACAACUCUGGAAUGAACUUGAGGUGGUGCAUUAUAGGCUGGCGCAGUUUGUGAAUUCAACCAUAGAGGCCAUGGAGGGCGUGAGAACUGAAUUGACCGCACUCAGAUUAAUGACGACACAGAAUCGCAUGGCCCUCGACAUCCUUUUGGCAAAGGAAGGUGGAGUGUGUGUCAUGAUAGGAGAACACUGUUGUACGUACAUUCCUGAAAACGACGGAAAUCAUGGUAACAUCACUGAGGCACUGAACAAGAUGCGCAAGGUUGCUGAACAAUUACGAGCAGACGAACAUGGAGGAGACAAAGACAGCUGGUGGCAUUGGUUUAGUGGAUGGAAGACUCUAAUUCUAUCCACCAUACCGGUCCUGGGCUUAGUGAUUGUGAUGCUAUGUUUGCUCCCUGUUCUCUGUCAAUGUUGUAUGUCUGUGUUUCAGAGGCAGCUGACAAAUAUCGGUUACCAGAUGGUGAAAAUAGACUCCGAUGACUUGCCUGACUGGCCUCCAAACUCACACGAAGACUAUAACCCACCGUUCCAUGACAUCAGCACAGUUGAAAUGAAAUUGGUCCUGACUUAAAACACUUUCAUUAUGAUUGUUUCCUGUUCUAUUAUUCCUGAUCUAUGUAUAUGGCUUGCUAGCAUUUAUUUAAGAUGUCUAUGUCUUAUAAAAACAGCCUUAGCAUUAUCCCUGUACACUCAAUGACGUGUUAAGUCGAAUCUCUCUGAGAACUCUUAUCACUGAAACUGUGUACAGUUCUUUUCUUUCCUUUAGCAAUUUAUCCUAUAGGAUAAAAAGGGGGGAAUGUGAGGGAAUUUUUAAUGGAUGAACAUUAUUAUUCUCUGUGUUUCUGUAUGUUGAGCUCAAGUGGCCUAUACUGAGAAAGAUGUUUUUUCCUAUGUUGUAAUCGCUUUUCUGUGGCCUUCGUGGUAAUGAGCAGGGUGCUUGAGUUCAACCUAGCUUGCAUCUUCUCAUGAUGUAACCACCUUUCCUGACCUUGGGGGUGAUAAGCAGGGUGCCUGAGUUCUGAUAACUACCCAUCCGCCCGAACGCCAGGUGCACGCUCUAACAAAGCUUCAUAGAAAAUCUUGAGCCAAUCACGUGAAGAUGCAAGCAGUAAGCAAAUGCCUUUAGAGUAUAAUAGAUAGCAGCCACUAAAACACAACUCAGAGAGCGCGCGCGUACUCUCACAUCACUAGAGGUGAUGCUUUAAUUUUCUUUCUUUCUUAUAUACCUUUGUAUGAUUUACUUUAAUAAAUGACUGAAAAGAC
Molecule: messenger RNA, 6964 nt
Organism: Neoarius graeffei (lesser salmon catfish)
Lineage: Eukaryota; Metazoa; Chordata; Actinopteri; Siluriformes; Ariidae
Exons: 2
Coding region: 250-4449 (1399 amino acids)
Biological process (GO): DNA integration; proteolysis
Molecular function (GO): nucleic acid binding; aspartic-type endopeptidase activity; RNA-DNA hybrid ribonuclease activity
Source: RefSeq, a predicted model, not a curated record